Cheilinus undulatus (humphead wrasse) is the source of this 6025-nucleotide messenger RNA. RefSeq names its product SR-related CTD-associated factor 8 (gene scaf8). The record is from RefSeq and is a predicted model, not a curated record. Gene Ontology annotation, molecular function: RNA binding. Gene Ontology annotation, cellular component: nucleus. The coding region runs from base 504 to 4454 and encodes 1316 amino acids. The transcript has 21 exons. Lineage: Eukaryota; Metazoa; Chordata; Actinopteri; Labriformes; Labridae.
UACAUCACUAUGGAGGCCGUCAAAGCAUUUAACAAUGAGUUGUACUCAUUGAAUGAGUACAAGCCGCCCAUCUCCAAGGCCAAGAUGACACAGAUCACCAAGUCUGGAAUCAAGGCUAUUAAACAGCUCUCCCAGCUCCCCCAAAGCACUGAAAGUGAAGCAGGAGGAUGGGGUGGAGAGAGUUACAAAGAGAUAAAGAGAAUCCCUAACCAGCUUAGUUUUACAAGCACGUUGUCCAGAGUGUGGAGAAAUUCAUACAAAAGUGCAAACCAGAAUACAAGGUCCCAGGACUGUACGUCAUCGACUCGAUUGUCAGACAGUCACGACACCAGUUUGGAACAGAGAAGGAUGUUUUUGCUCCACGCUUCAGCAAGAACAUUAUUGCAACGUUCCAGCACCUCUAUCGCUGUCCCUCAGAUGAUAAGAGUAAGAUAGUGCGAGUACUGAACCUUUGGCAAAAGAAUGCAGUCUUCAAGAGUGACAUCAUCCAGCCUUUGUUGGACAUGGCUGCAGGAAUUCCCCCUCCCAGUGUCACACCUGUCAUGCCCAGCAGUGCUGCUCCUGUCAAUAACACUACACCUGGUACCCCUGCAACCCCAGCUACCCCUGCCAACAUAGUCCAGAGUCUGCCUGAUUGGGCUUCCCAGAUUACCAACACAGACACUGUUGCUGCUGUGGCACAGAUCCUACAGAGUCCUCAAGGACAACAGCUGCAGCAGCUGGUACAGAGUCUGCAGAUGCAGCAGCAGAAGCCCCAGCCGUCCCUGCUGCAGGCCUUGGAUGCUGGCCUGGUAGUGCAGUUGCAAGCACUGACGGCUCAACUUACUGCUGCUGCUACAGCAAAUAGCCUCAACCCACUGGAGCAAAGGGUCUCCUCUUUUAAUAAGAAGCUCCUUGGCCCUUUCGAUUUUGGAAAUGAUUCAGAGCGUGGUGAAGAAUCAAAAAAGGACACGUCAUCUCAACUGCCCAUGGUAACAGAGCCCAUCAACAGCUCCCUCUUCCAUCAGCUGGCUGAGCAGCUACAGCAACAGAACCUGGAGCAGUUUCAGAAGCAGCUUCUAGAGCACCAGCAGCACCAACAGAAGGCAUUAAGCCUAGAAGGGCAGGACUCAAUCUUUGGCCAAGAAAACUCAGUUGCAACUGGUCAGAGUAGCAGCCAGCCACAGCUCCCUGAGCAAGAGAACAAGGUGGAUGACUCCAUUGACAACCAACAGCAGGACAUGGACCUGGACGAGGGCCCUGAUGGUAUGGAGGAAGAGAUUUUCGAUGCAGAUGAGAAGAAGAUUGGAAGUACACGAUCCAGAACACGCUCAAGGUCGCGCUCUAGGUCUCCGAAGAGGAGAAGGUCCAGAUCCCGCUCUGGCUCACGCAAACGUAAACAUCGUAAGAGGUCACGUUCCCGCUCCAGAGACCGCAAGAGAAAGUCCUCACGGUCGUACUCAAGUGAAAGACGUGCCCGAGAGCGGGAGAAGGAACGGCAGAAGAAAGGACUGCCUCCCAUACGAUCAAAGACCCUGAGUGUGUGCAGCACAACUCUGUGGGUGGGCCAGGUUGACAAAAAGGCCACUCAGCAGGAUCUUACCAACUUAUUUGAAGAAUUUGGUCAGAUUGAGUCAAUCAAUAUGAUCCCUCCCAGAGGCUGCGCCUACAUCUGUAUGGUCCACAGACAGGACGCAUACCGAGCCCGCCAGAAGCUCAGCACUGGCUCCUUUAAGAUUGGCUCCAAAAUCAUCAAGAUUGCGUGGGCUCUGAACAAGGGAGUAAAGCAAGAGUACAAGCAGUUUUGGGAUGUCGACCUUGGCGUCACCUACAUACCAUGGGAGAAGGUGAAGCUGGAUGACCUUGAUGGCUUUGCUGAGGGAGGAAUCAUUGACCAGGAGACAGUUAAUGAUGAAUGGGAGGCAGCUAAGAAUGCAGAGCCAGCAAAGGAGGCUAUUAGUCUGCCAGUAAGCGCUGAGACUACAGCUGUAUCUAACACCCAGACUGAGACCUUCAACCAGCAGGUCACCAUGAUGCCUGUGCAGCUGCCAGUUGCACAGGCUGUUCCUAGUGCAGUAGGUUUGGUACCGCCAGCCUUCCCUGUUGCUAUGGGGAUGCCUCCACCAGGCUAUGGACCACCACCACCCUUUAUAAGGGCUGGCUUUAAUGCCUCACAGCCACCACCAGGUUUUAUGCAGGCAGCACAGACAGCAGGAAUGGCCUCAGCAACUACUUCUCUAGUGCAGCCUUCAGUGGCAACUAGCCAGGAAUCAAUGAAGGAUUCGCCAUUCGGUGCGAUGAUUCCUCCAACCAGCACUAUUCCUGGUGGCUUCAUGGCCUCAGCCAUCCCUGGAGCUGGUGUGUUCAACCCAGUGGGAGUCCAAACUCAGCAGGCAUCAAAUGAUAAGACAGCCCAACCUGCAGAGGGUAUGGAUGCUGCUGCAGAGCUCACACUGCAAGGCAUGCAGAAUGCAGUCCGCAGUGGGAUGGGUCUCCUUGGCAUGCACCCUACAUCCCUCACACACCCACUGCAUCAGUCAGGUCUGGCUCAGCAGAGGAUGCCAGGCCUGCUACCUCUGGAUGUGCGACCUAAUCUCCUCCAACCUGGGGCGGCCGCCCGCUUCCCACUCCUUAUGCAGCAGGGACCAGCCCAGCAGGCUGCUGGCCUCCUUGACAGUGCCCUCCAGGCCCAGGCCCAAGCCCGUGCCAGGGCUCCUUUCUCUCAGCUAGACCCUUUCAACAGGGCUCCUACCUUAGCCAAUGAAAACUUAUCCAAGACAGAAGAUGAGUCAUCAUCUGGAGCUGAUGAGGGCAAAGACCAGGACUACCGUUUCCCUCCCAUGGAGAAGCAGAGCACUGGUUUGCUGAGGACCCCUCCACCAGAGCACAGGGAGCCCCUUGGGGGUGGUGGACCAGGGGUCAGUGGAGGAGGCAGGCCUCCCUUGCUUCAGACCCCAGGGACACAGCCUUCAAGAACCAGCCUGGUAGGACGUCUGCAGGCUCUUGCAGGCUUCACCCCUGAUAGUCGCUGGAACCAGACCAGAGGGGACUUUGACGAACGAGAUGGUAUGCGAGGAGGUAUACCAGCCCCAGGUGGCCCAAAAGGCUUCCAGGAAGACCGUCCUACACCUGGGCAGAACUUUCCCAACCGCUUCGACAGCCGACCUGGGACAACAGGAGGAGCAGCUGGGGGACCAGGGAAUGCAGGAGCUGCUGGUGGGCCACAGCCCUGGAACCGUGGUGGUGCAGCCCCCUUUGACAGUGAACUACAUCAAGACUUAGAUGACCGUAGGCGCCCGUGGGACAGGCAAAGAGACAGAGAUGAGAGAGAUUUUGACUUCAGGAGGGAGAUGAAUGGUAACCGCCACAGCCGAGAGAGGGAGAGAGAGCGGGAGCGAGAACGGGAACGUGAGAGAGAGAGAGAUAGAGAUAGAGAUAGAGAGCGAGGCCGAGAUCGCACCAGAGAGCAUGAACGUGACAGAGAUCGCGACAAAGAGAGAGACCGUGAAAGGGAUCGUGAGCGUGGGGGCUGGACACCUCUUCUCCCUCUGCCUACACCUCUCCUCCCAACUCCACCUCUUAAUCCCAACCUGUCCCUCAAUCAAGGCAAACUACUUGCACCACUCAAAUUAAACCCCCAGAUUCAGUCCCGAUUUCAGUCUCCACUCCUGCCUCAAGCUCAGGCAAAGCCCCCUCUGUUGGGUCUGAAUCAGCCCUUGCCUCACCCUCAGAUUAAGUCUCCAGCUCCAUCACAGAGCCAAGCAGCUGAGCCACAGCCUGAAGCAGAGCCAGAAACCCCAGUCCCAUCUGAGACACCUCCAACACAGUCACCAACCCCUGCCCAGUCACCUGAGCCAUCAUCAGACAGCAAGGGUCAGAGCCCAGUGACUGAGGCUCCCAUCCAGAUUGAGUCCUCACCACCAACAGUGAUCCCUCCACAGACAGGAUCCCCAACCCAGCCUAUGGCUCAGUCCCCAUCCAAAACUUCUCCUGACACUGAGACCCCAUGCCAAGGCUCCCCGCUGGUAGAGGCCUCCCCCCAGGACUCGCCUGUGGCCUUCACUCAAGCUGCCAGCCCCCCUGAAGAGACGACUCACUCUCUGGAGGAGCAGGAGAGCCCACAGAAGGAUGAGGAGGAGCCACAAGAGAGAGCUCCUUCUCCACAACCACAGUGGGUCAAUGGAUCUGGAACAGACAAUAGCACUGUGGCUGAACUUACACCUGAGGCCUCUAUCGAGCCCUCACCCGAGGUUUCUCCCACAGCCUCUCCUGAGCCCUCUAAAGAGCCCUCCUCUGAUUUAGUGCUUCCUGAAAGUGAGGCUGAGGAACAGGAGGAGGAGCAGCAGCAGCAGCAGCAGGAGGAGCAGGAGAAACUUGGCUCUCCUAAGGACGUAGACAAUGAACAGAGUGAGCCCAUGGAGGAAGCUGCGAGUCAGCCUGUGGUAGACACUGUCACUGACACUGAGGGGACAUAAUCAUCACUCAGUAGGUAAAAGAUCAUUUUGUAAAGUUGUCUCUUCUUCUCUGUACUCAUGUCAGCAAUCCACCACCACCACACGGGACAUGGUGAAUACAGACUCACAUCAGCUAUUGACUGAGAACCAAUAACAGAUGAUUUUAUCUCUCACAAAUACCAGUGUACUUUAAUAGAAAGCUCAUUAGCUGAUUUAUUGAUAGACUAUUUUGUUUGUUUUAUUUUUAUUUUUCCUUUUUUAAGUUGUAUUGCCACCCACCCGUUUUAAUUAAUCUAAGCUUGGCUAAUUUUAUUGAAUUGCCUACCAAAUGUUUCAAUUGUAUAUGAGGAAAAUGAGCUUUGACCUUCCUAUGGAAGAGAGUAAGAAAUCCUGGGUGUUUGACAACAGUUCCUCUGAAAACAUGAAGACAGCAGCCGCUGGCACCAUUUCUGUCUACUCCUCUUUUAAGAUGCUGCUGCAAAGUUUUCAAUGAAUGCUUUUGUGGUGACCUACAAUGCUUUCUGUUUCUAAGCAGAACAUAUAGCCUGCAUACAGUGAGACGAGUACAGCUGCUAUAAUUGGAGUAAAUAACCAUUUUUUUAAAAAUUGAAAAUAUAAAAAUGUAGUCCCAGAAUAAAUGUCUGUAAUAUGUUUCCAAUUAUACAGUGAACACAAACAGAUAAUUACAUGCCAGUGGACAAAAAAUAUGAACAGAGGGAUGGUCUUGUGUCGGAUACAAAAAUGUUUUAGUUUGAAAUAAAAAUGCUUUGUCUGUUUAAAAAACAUGCUUUAGGACUGUUUUCUGACCCAAGUUCAGUGGAAACUCAGACUGCUUUACAGACUCUCACACAUUGUGUGCUGUCACUUCAGUCGAUUUGAUGUUCUUGUAACUCAAGUUGCUGCUAUGCCAUCCACCACAGAGCACUUUGUUGGAUGAAACAGUGGGAUUUGUAGUCUUUUUUUAGUUUCUGACGACUUCUGCCUGUUUAUUUUCCCGAAGCUUUUGUUGGGUGACUGUCUAGGAUGGGAUUGUGCCUUUUGAAUGGAUUUGACUUACGAUGCUACCCAACACUACAGACAUCAGACUGUGCUUGCAACUCAGAAUCUGACAGCUCUAUAAACCCAAUGCUGCCUGCACAGGAAGUGACUGGCCUACCGAUUGAAUAGUAGCUGGGCAGUUUGUACAGCACUCACCUAGAGGAGAACACGUCUAUUUACUCCCAUCAUUCUGUGCAUGCAGGCCUGUAGCCAUGUUUUAACUUUCCUGUCUCUCUUGUUCAUUUCACGUGUAGUGCUUUUCUGUUGAGACGUACUGCUAGAUAUCCAUAGUCUGCUGUUCUCUCAGACCAAAUGUCUACUACAGGAGUUGUGAUGUUGAAUAAAAGUUGAAGGUGCAUCAGUUUUUUCCCCUCUUAUUGUCAUGAAUCCUUGCUCAGGCUAAUAUCAUGUACUCACAUACACUGGAUCUUUAGACCUUAACACCAGUACAUAAUUUAAACUAAUGAAAAUGUAAACAUUUUAGAACAUGCAUAUGUAGUUUAUCAGGCUGUGUACUGACAUAAGUAUCACCUUAUUUCUAUUUUCUGAGAAUA